AUCACAGAAAGAGCCAGGCUAUAUAUACUGACACUCAAAGCAUUGCCCUGCUAGUCUGCUAAUCUCUGCAGUUGCAUUCAUUCUCUUUCACCAUGGUUGAAAAAUUCCUGGGGACCUGGAAGCUGGUAGACAGCAAGAAUUUUGAUGAAUAUAUGAAAUGUCUUGGUGUGGGUUUUGCCACCCGCCAGAUUGCAAAUGUCACCAAACCCACAACUAUAUUCUGUUUAGAAGGGGAUACUAUUGUGCUGCAGACCCAGAGCGCUUUCAAGAACACUGAAGUCAAAUUUAAACUCAAUGAGGAGUUUGAUGAAACUACAGCAGAUGACAGAAAAGUGAAGUCCCUGAUCACUCUAGAAGAUGGUGUAUUGAAGCAUGUGCAGAAAUGGAAUGGGAAAGAGACCACGCUGUUACGAGAAGUAAAUGAUGACAAACUUCUCCUUACUCUAACCCUAGGAGAUGUCAUCAGCACCCGUCACUAUGAAAAAGCUUAAGAACAAGCUACAUCGACCUAAGUUUAAUGUCUACAGCAUUUCCUCAUAACCGUUUUGUUCUUUCACUACUUGUUUCCUCUCUUGCCAUCUGGGCUACAACAGCAGUAUUAUGAAUCCUUGGGAAGGUCUGAUGAAGCACUGACUGAAAACUUGC
Molecule: messenger RNA, 645 nt
Organism: Nanorana parkeri
Lineage: Eukaryota; Metazoa; Chordata; Amphibia; Anura; Dicroglossidae
Gene: FABP3
Product: fatty acid binding protein 3
Exons: 4
Coding region: 93-491 (132 amino acids)
Biological process (GO): fatty acid transport
Cellular component (GO): cytosol; nucleus
Molecular function (GO): fatty acid binding
Source: RefSeq, a predicted model, not a curated record